CCACACACAACAAGCAAGAUGAGUGCUGUGCUGAAGCUGCUGCCGCUGGCGGCAGUGACUCUGCUGGUUUCUGCUCAGGGAUGGAAUAACUACCAGAGCUUGCCUGAUUUAUACAGAACACACAUCGACAAGGCACUAUACAAUGCCAAUAGAAAAUUUGGGGGUCCUUAUCAUGUUGCCUAUGAAAGCCUCUUGCCAAACCUGAAAAUUAAAGAUGACGUCUAUGUAAAUGUGCGUCUGAUGGUCACAACAUGCAGGAAGGAUGAACAGAAAGGAUUUGGACAUAGAAAAGAGUGUGUUACAAAAAAAUCUAAAACGCCCUGGAUUGACUGUGUUGUGUGUAAGCCAGUAAAUGGUGAAGAACUAAUUGACUGUGCGAGACAAAUGGAUGUCAAAGAUGGAGUUUUUCCUUGCCACUGUCACCGUUGGCGACGCUCAUGGAUGCUUGGACCCAGAUUUUUCUGUAAAGCUGCUUUGUGACAACACCUGUUGUAAAAAGCGCUAUAUAAAUAAACUUUGACUUGACUUGACUACCAGAAGCAAAACUCUCAGUGUGCUUCUACAUAUCUACAUACAUAACUCACCUCAGGC
Messenger RNA from Colossoma macropomum (tambaqui), 591 nucleotides. Its product is annotated as cystatin-like protein. Bases 19 to 480 code for a protein of 153 amino acids. Lineage: Eukaryota; Metazoa; Chordata; Actinopteri; Characiformes; Serrasalmidae. The transcript is spliced from 4 exons. The record is from RefSeq and is a predicted model, not a curated record.